AUGCGUUGGGCAAAAGGGCGGCUAGACCACAAUGGGGAUAUCAAUUUGAAGAAAUUUUGGAGGGACAAGGUGGGGGGUUUUUUUUUUUUGGAUGUAGCUCAAGCAAUUGGGGCUACAAUUCGGGGCGCUUUGGUGAGAGGUCUUCCACGGGAUACGGGCUCGAUGCGAUGCAGGGCUGAGACGAGGGGAAAGGCGGCCAGGCAGCCGGAGAGGGAGGAGAACGGUGAUGGUGGCUAUCGUCGUGGUGGUCGUGGUGGUCGUCGGCGGCGUGCGGCGUGCGGCGUGGUGGUGGUAGUUUUGAAUGGAACAGUCGCCAGCGGAUCGAUCGAGAAAGUUACUCCGGCGAUCGGCUGGCUGACGUCAUCAUCACUAUCGCCAAGACCUCACACCAGGGCUUAUGUAAUAAUGUCUUGGCAGCAAGCCGUCGCAGGCACUCAACCCAGGGUGGAAGGUGCAAUUCACAUGAAGAAAUACUCCGCAUACAGCAAGCAGCAGCAAGGGGCAGGUCCCUCGCUUGGUAGUCGCGUGCCUUCCCAGUUGGAGCACUGGCCACAACAGAGCGUGACUGGGCACUCCACAUCCCGUAAUCAACUACAUGCAUACGGAGUCCUGCAGGACCGAAUGCCGUCGAUAGUGCAGCCCGUCUCGUUGCGAGCGGUGAUGGAUAGCAUGGCAUAG
Coccidioides immitis RS is the source of this 678-nucleotide messenger RNA. RefSeq lists its product as uncharacterized. The record is from RefSeq and is a predicted model, not a curated record. The transcript is spliced from 3 exons. The coding region runs from base 1 to 678 and encodes 225 amino acids. NCBI's taxonomy places the organism in Eukaryota, Fungi, Ascomycota, Eurotiomycetes, Onygenales, Onygenaceae.